AUGAAGUCCGACACUACGGAACUGGAAAAUCAAAUGGCAGAUGCACAACUUUUAGCAGACCUUGCAUUUUUAACAGACAUGACAUCUCACCUUAAUGAAUUGAAUUUGAAGCUACAAGGAAAACAGCAGAAUAUUGCCAACUUAUUUGGACACAUAAAUGGGUUUAAGAAUAAAAUUAAGCUUUUCAAUUGUAAAGAACAUUUCGAAGAAAUGAAGGAUUUUGAGGAAGUUUCAUAUUUACCUCAUAUAAAACACAUUGGCACAAUUGCAGAAGAAUUCAAAAAUCGAUUCAGUGACUUUAAAAAAAUCGAAAGCGACAUUUCAGUUUUUACUCAGCCACUACCAAUUUCUCUUGAGAACGUAAGCAGAGCAGACCUUCAACUGGAAUUGUGUGAUUUGCAAUCAGAUCCUUUUUACCAAGGAAGAACUGAGAUUGGCUUGGACUUUUUUAAGUUACUGCCAGGAGAACGAUACCCCAACUUGAUGAUUGGAAAGCACAGCAGUGUUGAUUAUUUGAAAUUUGGCUUCAUUCCAUCAUUGCCGGACAAACAAUCGCCUAUGUGCCUUUUAUGCAACAAAGUUUUGGGCAAUAACGCUAUGAAACCAUCUAAACUGCAAGACCAUCUGAGAAGAUGCCACCCUGAUAAAACAGAGAAAGAUUUGAAAUACUUUCAAACACUCAAAGAUAAAUUUCAGCAGAGACCUACACUGGACAGAAUGUUCGCUUCGACGUCACAAAGAAAUGAUGAUGGUUUGCGGGCGUCAUACAAUAUCUCGUUACUUAUAUCAAAAUCCGGAAAACCGCAUACUAUCGGAGAGAAGUUAAUUUUGCCAGCCGUUGAAGAGGUUUUAAAAACUGAUUUACACAAACCUGCAUCUGAUAUCAUUAAAAGAAUUCCCUUAAGCAACAAUACUGUUGAAAGACGUAUCUUCUUAUGUAAUUAUUUGCAAACGACCCAUAUCUAUAUACAACUGGACGAGUCAACUUUACCUGAUAAUGCAGGAUUAUUAUUAACAUAUGUUCGUUUUAUUAUGAAGGAUUACUUCAUUGAAAAAGCAAUUCCUUUAUCAAAUAUAAUAUCAGUAGCUACAGAUGGAGCACCUGCCAUGGAUUACUUCAUUGGAAAAGCAAUUCCUUUAUCAAAUAUAAUAUCAGUAGCUACAGAUUACAUCCAUCGACAACAUUUAGUUGCUAAAAAUGUGAGUGUUAGAUUGCAUGAAUCACUUCAUUUAGUCAUUGAUGCAGUAAACCGAAUCCGAAGCAACGCGUUGAAUAUGCGCAGUUGUGUGAAGAAAAUGACGAACACUUUCAUCAAUCACUCCUUCACACUGAAGUACGCUGUCUGUCGAAAGGCUUUUACUAUUUUAGAAUUUCUGGAUACUAAAGAUAAAAUUUUAAAAGAAAAUUUAAUGAAGAGAAAAACAGACAUCGCCUAUUUAACAGACUUGUUUACAAAAUUUAAUAUGGUUAAUUUGCAAUUACAAGGCGACAGUUUAGAUUUGAUUAAAACAAAGUCCAUCUUAUCAGCGUUUCUUGCCAGAGUUAAACUAAUGAAGCAAAAUAUUGGACGGGGCCAAUUUUCUCAGUUCCCCAAUUUGUCACAGACAAGCUGCCAGGAAGACGACGUUUCAACUUACGUUCAACAUUUAAAUGCCCUCUAUUUAGAUUUUGAAUCUAGGUUUGAGGAUAUUUUGACUAUGUUAAUACCACCGUGGAUAAUUAAUCCAUAUGAUGACAUAGAAGAAACGAAUGUCAUAAUACAAGAGGAACUGACUGAACUAAGUACAAACGAAGAACUUAAGGUUCAGUUUAAAAACGGAUAUCAGCAAUUCUGGCUGCAAAACAACAUACCCGUUACUUAUCCCGUAUUAUGGAAUAUAGCGAUGAAAUUUUUAAUUUCCUUUCCAUCGUCAUACCUAGUGGAAAGGGGGUUCAGCGCUGUUACCAAUCUUCUAACGACAAAAAGAAACAGACUGGACAUCAUUAGCUGA
Acanthoscelides obtectus is the source of this 1992-nucleotide messenger RNA. NCBI's taxonomy places the organism in Eukaryota, Metazoa, Arthropoda, Insecta, Coleoptera, Chrysomelidae. The record is from the annotation of a GenBank genome assembly.